AUGGCGAUCGAUCCGCCCGCGGAGUUUCUCAGGCCUUUAUGGGCUUGGGCUGAAGCUACGCCCGUCUACAUUCUUCUGACAUUAUUUCUCGCAUUUAUUGCGCUGGCACUUCUUGGGCUCUAUGUCAUCCUCCAUCUCGUCGCGCCAAAGCCUCGACCCGUCUACGCCUCCGAAAAGACCUACCUUACCAGCCAUCCCACUCAAGGACGCACACAGCCUCAACCUCUCCCCUGCUGGUACGAUCGCUGGCUCGCUGAGCGACAGGCUAGCGAGCAGCACGUCCGCCCUGAUGAAGCAUUCCCUACCCCCGAUGCUGGAAACAUCGAACCCGCUGAAGUGCGUCUGAGCGUCGUCUUCCCAGCCUACAAUGAAGAAGCUCGCGUUAUCCCCACCCUCGAGGAGGCUGUCACUUAUCUCGACGAACACUUUGGCCGAACCAAACAAGCUGGACCUAGUGGAGCGAGUCCUACGACUAAGAGACAUGUUCGGAACGCUCCUAAGGAGGAUCUCGGCGGAUAUGAGAUCUUAGUUGUCGAUGAUGGAAGCAAGGAUAAGACAGUGGAUGUUGUCCUCAAGUUUGCCCAAGAACACGGCCUCCAUGACAUUCUUAGAGUUGUCUCACUUGCUCGCAACAGAGGCAAGGGUGGAGCCACUACUCAUGGUUUCCGACAUGUGAGGGGUGAAUACGUCCUGUUCGCUGAUGCUGAUGGCGCAUCCCGUUUCUGUGAUGCUGGUAAGCUCAUUGAAGGAUGCGAGGAGGUUGUCGAUGGAUCACACCGCGGCGUUGCUAUUGGAAGCCGAGCCCAUCUUGUGGGCAGUGAAGCCGUUGUUAAGCGCUCGGCUCUACGAAACUUCCUCAUGCGAUCGUUCCAUCUCGUGCUCAUGAUCCUCACACCCCCGGCAACAUCGCGAAUCCGCGACACCCAAUGCGGCUUCAAGCUCUUCUCGCGAGCAUCCCUCCCACACAUCAUUCCCUACAUGCACACUGAGGGGUGGAUCUUCGACAUCGAGAUGCUCAUGCUCGCAGAGUCAGCACCAGCGACACCAGUUCUUGGCCACGAUGGCAGUGUUAUUGGCACCAGUCCCGGCAUCAAGGUUGCUGAGGUGCCCAUUGAGUGGCACGAGGUUGGUGGCAGCAAGCUCAACGUCAUCCAGGACAGUAUCAAGAUGGCUAUUGGCCUUGCGGUGCUGAGAGCCAGUUGGAUGUUUGGUGUCUAUCGAAGACGAUUGACAUAG
Fusarium tjaetaba is the source of this 1236-nucleotide messenger RNA. RefSeq names its product dolichyl-phosphate beta-glucosyltransferase. The coding region runs from base 1 to 1236 and encodes 411 amino acids. The record is from RefSeq and is a predicted model, not a curated record. Gene Ontology annotation, cellular component: endoplasmic reticulum membrane. The transcript is spliced from 3 exons. Lineage: Eukaryota; Fungi; Ascomycota; Sordariomycetes; Hypocreales; Nectriaceae.